ACUGUAGGCUAGGCUUGAGGAGUGCUAACCGACCAGUCGCUGACCGCCACCUGAGGAAGUGAUAUUAAGGUGCUUACUUCCUGCUAAUCAACAAUGUACAACUCAGUCUCGAUUGCAGAGGACAUCUAUUGAAAUUCGCCGAGCUGUUGUCGAUUAUCAGCUGUGAUAGGCCGUGCUUCAUAACCCCUUGCGAGCCCCAGUGACGUGUCGUUAGCCAGGAAAAAACAUAAUGUGCGCCGCCGUGCGGAAUGUUUGUUUCGCCCCACCACCAAGCGAACUACUAUCUUCCUACAAAGUUGAAUAGGGGAGACUAAGUCACAGCACAGUCGGAGCAUAGGCCGCGAUUCUGUGCAAAUAAAGUUGGAAGAUAUUCGUGGUUUGUCGUUCCUAGCGAUGCGAGAACUCGUCAAAAGUUAUGAAAUGUGGAACUGUACAACUGAAAAUCUGGAUCACGUUGUCAUUGUAUGGAAGGAGAAUGAUAAUCAUUACCAAUCUCGAUUAUCCGGGCGUUGGGCAACGGCCAAACCAUUCGACCUCGAUAGUCUUUCUACCUCCGAGACCAUCCCCAUUCCCAUGCAUAUUUUCAAGGGCCGUUGGCAUCCAUCUUUAACCGAAUCACCUCCUGUGGCUCCCACAGACUCUUUUUUGAAAUGUCCCUGCAUAAUCCUGCCUGACGACUACGACGCAGACGAGCCAGGCUUGUGGACACCUGGAGACGAUCUCAUCAAGGAGGCCAAAGUCUACGAAAUCCUACAGCAGCACCCUCACCCUAAUAUUUGCGUUUACUAUGGAUGCGUUCGUGACGGUGACCACAUCACCGCCAUAUGUUUGAAAAAGUACACACGCAAUCUCAUGGAAGCAGUUUGGAAAAGCGAUCCCACCCUGAACCCUGCUGCGAUUCUUGAUGGUAUUUCGAAAGGGCUAGCUUUUCUACAUGAGACGCUUGGUCUUGUGCACAAUGAUAUCAACCCCGCUAACAUCAUGCUUGAUGAUGCGGGAGUUCCUGUAAUAAUCGAUUUCGACUCUUGCAUACCAAUUGGGGAGGAGAUAGUGAUGAACUGCAAGGGGGGUACAAUUGACUGGACAGUGGAGCCAAUGCCGACCAUUGCUCUUCCAGAAAAUGAUAUAUAUGGCCUGACACAGAUUGACGAAUUCAUGAAAGGAAGACGAUCAUAGAUAUUGUGCCAAUCGUUUAGAGGAAAGAGGGUCAAUCUGAAAGGUGGUAUCCGACUGAAACGCUGCAAUGCGUGGGUCAGCGUUUGCGCAACGAAGGUCAGGGAGGUGGUAUUUAUACUUGCUGUCCCAAGGGCAGGCUCGCAUUUCAAAUAAAUAAAUUGACG
Molecule: messenger RNA, 1340 nt
Organism: Suillus plorans
Lineage: Eukaryota; Fungi; Basidiomycota; Agaricomycetes; Boletales; Suillaceae
Product: kinase-like domain-containing protein
Exons: 3
Coding region: 394-1176 (260 amino acids)
Biological process (GO): protein phosphorylation
Cellular component (GO): cytoplasm
Molecular function (GO): protein serine/threonine kinase activity; ATP binding
Source: RefSeq, a predicted model, not a curated record